Schistocerca cancellata (South American locust) is the source of this 528-nucleotide messenger RNA. RefSeq lists its product as uncharacterized. The record is from RefSeq and is a predicted model, not a curated record. The transcript has 2 exons. NCBI's taxonomy places the organism in Eukaryota, Metazoa, Arthropoda, Insecta, Orthoptera, Acrididae. Gene Ontology annotation, molecular function: sequence-specific DNA binding. The coding region runs from base 1 to 528 and encodes 175 amino acids.
AUGUCGCCGGCUCGGUUCCGGGAGGCUCACGACGUGUCGGCGCGGCCCGGCCGCCAGUGUGAACACCAGAAUAAGGAAGAAACUAUAUGUAAAACUUCACUGCCAAGUACAUCCCAAGCUUCCAGAAGUAAAUCGAAGAAGAGACGUCUUACUGAUGAAAAAAGCAAUUGGAAAAAGACACCUCCAGUUUAUACAAAGCUGUCUCAAACUAGUGAGCAUGACAUCACCACAAAGAGAGAGGAAUUGAAGGAACAACUUUCUUCCUUGACUCCGAAGGAGAUGUUUGAAGAACUGAUGAACGAAAACAUAUACGAGUUCAUAGUGAAAGAAACUGUGAGAUAUGCAGUAAAUAUGAAGAAUACACAGGAUUUUAACCUCACAGUCGAAGAAGUGAAGGUCUUUGCCGGAUUUCUUCUUUUUGCUGGCUACCAUAAGCUCCCUGCUGAGAAGCUAUACUGGUCUGAGGAUGAAGAGUUGGCAUACCAAUUAUAUAGACAGCUACGUCAAGGAAUAAAUAUCAGAAGUUGA